Hydatigera taeniaeformis is the source of this 249-nucleotide messenger RNA. The record is from the annotation of a GenBank genome assembly. NCBI's taxonomy places the organism in Eukaryota, Metazoa, Platyhelminthes, Cestoda, Cyclophyllidea, Taeniidae.
AUGAGAUUGAGUCCUGCUGAGUCCAGUCUAGCGCUUGAGUCUGUGAAUGCCGUAGACAGUAGUGCUGGGCGUUACGGUGGACACAUUGGUUUUCUCAUUGACCUCCUGCCUACUCAGCCAACACUUCUCGAUCGCUCAGUGUCUGAAUUCGUAUUUACUGUUUUCCGACAUCCUGAGAGCUUUUCCGUUACCGUCACCACUGAUGAUGCUGAAGAUAAUGGCGUGUUGGGAGGCGCCGAUUCAGAUUAG